GACAGCAUUGCGCAUGUGUAGCGGCGGUAGCAGCAGCGGACCCGGCUGGCAGUUUCUUCCUCCGGAGGAGAAACCCCUCUGCCAUGGAGUCCUACGAUAUUAUCGCCAACCAGCCUGUCGUGAUCGACAACGGCUCUGGUGUGAUUAAAGCUGGUUUUGCAGGAGAUCAAAUUCCCAAGUACUGUUUUCCAAACUAUGUAGGCAGACCAAAACAUGUCCGUGUCAUGGCUGGAGCCCUGGAAGGGGAUAUUUUCAUUGGCCCCAAAGCAGAGGAGCAUCGUGGGCUGCUCUCCAUCCGCUACCCCAUGGAACAUGGCAUUGUGAAGGACUGGAAUGACAUGGAGCGUAUCUGGCAGUAUGUCUAUUCUAAAGACCAGCUUCAGACUUUCUCAGAAGAGCAUCCUGUGCUCCUGACUGAAGCUCCCUUGAACCCACGAAAAAACCGGGAACGUGCUGCUGAAGUUUUUUUUGAGACAUUCAAUGUGCCAGCCCUCUUCAUCUCCAUGCAAGCUGUGCUUAGCCUAUAUGCGACAGGAAGAACCACAGGAGUGGUGCUGGACUCUGGAGAUGGGGUCACCCACGCGGUCCCCAUCUAUGAGGGCUUUGCCAUGCCCCAUUCCAUCAUGCGCAUUGACAUUGCUGGCCGUGAUGUCUCCCGUUUCCUCCGUCUCUACCUUCGAAAAGAGGGCUAUGAUUUUCACUCAUCAUCGGAGUUUGAGAUUGUCAAGACCAUCAAAGAGAGAGCCUGCUACCUGUCCAUAAACCCACAGAAAGAUGAGACUCUGGAGACAGAGAAGGCUCAGUACUACCUACCUGAUGGAAGCACCAUUGAGAUUGGCCCCUCUCGAUUCCGUGCCCCUGAGCUUCUGUUCCGGCCAGAUCUGAUUGGCGAGGAGAGUGAGGGUAUCCAUGAAGUGCUCGUGUUUGCCAUCCAGAAGUCUGACAUGGACCUGAGGCGCACGCUCUUCUCCAACAUCGUGCUUUCAGGAGGUUCCACCCUGUUCAAAGGUUUUGGUGACAGACUGCUGAGUGAAGUGAAGAAACUGGCUCCAAAAGAUGUGAAAAUCAGGAUAUCUGCUCCUCAGGAGAGACUAUAUUCAACAUGGAUUGGGGGUUCCAUUCUGGCCUCUCUGGACACCUUUAAGAAGAUGUGGGUAUCUAAAAAGGAAUAUGAAGAAGAUGGCGCCCGAUCCAUCCAUAGGAAAACCUUUUAAUGUUCGGACGUCUCUUUCACCUAUCUUCGAAGUUAACUCCACUUUAAAACUCGCUUUCUUGAGUUGGAGUGUGUGAGGAGCUGCCUGUAUGUGGGUAUGUGUGGAUGUGGGUGUGGGUAUGUAUGCGUGUGUAUGUGCGUGUGCCAGUGUGGCCCGGGAAGCCCGGUGCCUUCCCCCACGAUGGAGCCUAGGACCCAGGGGUUGACCACUAACUUGCGUCUGAGAGGGGAGAACACCUGGCUGGAGUGCCCCAUUUCUUUGUCCAUUGGUCCUUUUCCUUUCUUUUUGGGACUACGUUUACUGCUGUAGGGAGAGGAGGAGGGCAAACUGAACCACCCGAGAGGAAGGCCCUGCCACCAUCUCCCCGACCACCUCCCAGGUGGCUGGAGCUCAGGCCUACCACCUUCCCUUUGCUCCUCACUAUUACUUGCUGGCCACUUGAUCAUAGGGACCUGUGCAGGAACUGUUUGGUUUUCUUGCUGUUUUUGUUUGUGGAAUAAGGAGAAGCACACUUGGAGCUGUUUCAGAAAUCCCUGGGUUAGGGGAAUAGGUGAGAGGAUAGGAAUCUUUGGGUUUACCUAAGGUCAGGACCACAGGAGGGAAUUGGUGGAGGAUAGGGGCUUCACCAGCUGGGAUAAGGUGCAGAUGCCCAGGCCACCUAAGCACAUCCCUCACAACAUCCUUUCUGCUGUUCUUCCUCUGCAUGGAAAACCUUGGAGAAAACUAAGAGGGGAGAGUUUAAGGAGCCAGGGUGGGGGCUAACCUGCCUUUUGGAUCAAGUUGCACUUGUGGCAGGUGGGCCAGAUGAGGAGGGAAGCUGGGGAAGCUGCAGCUGCAGGGACAUUAAAUGUGCUUUCCUCCAUCUUUGCUUCAAUGCAGUUUAAGUGAAAUCCUGUUUGCCAUAUGGUUUUAUUUAUUAUUAAAGGGUUUGGUAACCUCCUAGUCACUAAGAGGGCCAAGGAGGAAGAGGCAGCAAGAGUAGAUCCCUAGUUGCUUAAUGCCUGCCUUUCUUAGUCUCCCUCUAUACACUAAUGUUUACAGCACCUAAGCUUAGUGUAGUAGCCCAGCCCCUGGAGAGAUAGGGCACCCACCAGGUCCCACUAAGUACUGUUAACAGUAUCCUACUGAGGUAGCAGACAUGGGCACUGGGACCAGUUGCAACUAAAGGUUUUGAGCAAAGGCAUCUCUGCCAACACUAAUCCCUUCCUCCUGCUCACAGCUCUAUCACCAGGCAGAUUUCAAAGUGGGCUUUUCUGGUGCAUCAGGUGCCAGUGCCUUCACUGGGGUUAUGUAGCUUGUCUCAAGUUAAGGAAGUGAAGGUGCCUUAUCCCUGCAGCCCUCCUGGGGGUGGUUCUUGGGCAGAGGUGCAAAGGAGACUGGUCUCUGGCUUUCUUGGGUGCACAGAGAUGACUGGGUUGGCAGACCGCCUUUGGGAACCCAAUGGCCUGGCCAGCCUUAGGUUUUGAAUUUGAAUUGUGCCCUCCGCUUCAUUGUGGGUCCCAGGCCUAGCAAAGAAAGAAGGAAAGCCAGAGCUGUAAGUUGAGGUGAAGGGAGUCUGAUGGGGGGUGCAUUCGGGGCCCCUAACCUGCUGCUGACCAUCCAGAACUGAAAGAAAUCACUGGAAGAGGUAUCUGAAUACUAGGAAGUUGAGUUGGCAUUGCCUAACUCAAACCUAGGCCUUCAAGCAGGGGUUCCAGGCAGCAGAUGCUUUCUUCUAAUGCCUAAAGAAGGAAAGACAGCGCCCCAUCCCUUGUCCAGUGAGAUGGUUUUACAUCCUGCUCUGGAUCAGUUUCAGUUGAAGCAUCUGGCUUGAGCCACCCCUCCCUGAACAGUGGCCUAUUAUCUAGGAGCCCCUUGGUGCCUGUUUGCCUUCAUUGAUACUUAUGGCAUUAUGAAUAAUCUUGUGGCCCUCCUUUGAUGUGUAGCAGGCCCCUGCCUAUCCCAUUUCUAAAUUCCGAAGAUGCCAGUCAGUGUCCUCUCCCCCGAUUCCACCGUGACCAAAGGCCCCAACCAAUGGGGGGCCAGGUGUGUGUGAAAGCAAUGUGGCAACCAGACUGCAGUGUGCUUCCUUCCACCUUCCUUCUCAGCCCCAGCCUUUGCCCUGCACAGCCUGUCUCCUAACCACGUUGCCUGGUGGUGCCCAGUGUACUUAAAUAAAGUUGUUCCACAGAUA
Vombatus ursinus (common wombat) is the source of this 3387-nucleotide messenger RNA. It is a transcript of the gene ACTR1A, whose product is annotated as actin related protein 1A. Lineage: Eukaryota; Metazoa; Chordata; Mammalia; Diprotodontia; Vombatidae. The transcript is spliced from 11 exons. The record is from RefSeq and is a predicted model, not a curated record. The coding region runs from base 84 to 1214 and encodes 376 amino acids.